AUGGCUCGGUUGAGUAUCGAAUUGCAAAUGUCUACUCGCAAUCAUCCACAAACGGAUGGUCAAACCGAAAGGUGCAUCCAAGUACUAACUCGGCUUCUAAGAAGCUACACUCAAAACGCACAAGAUUCUUGGGACAAGUGGUCACCACAACUGGAAUUUGCAUACAACUCCACUUAUAAUACUGCUAUUCGUGCAUCUCCCUUUGAAGUCGAUCUAGGAUACUGCCCAAACGAACCACUCCUUGAUCAUGAUGAAAUGGCCAACGCAAGAAAUAGCGACCGACAACAACUCAUGCAACAAUUACAUGCCAUUACGUUAAGAACUAAAGAGUUUCUAACCGAAAAUCAAAUUGAUAUGCAAUCAACAAAAAACAAGGGAAGAAAAGCAUUAGUGUUCAAAGUGGGAGAAUGGGUAUUGCUACAUGAAGAUUCUAUAUUCACGUUGAGACAUCAUGGAAAAUCUCAAAAAAUGUAUGGAGGUCCCUAUCAAGUGAAAAAAGUUAUCAAUAACAAUGCGUACGAACUGGACAUGCCUAAUCACCCGAGGAAACACAAGGUAGUCAAUGUACAGUGGUUGAAGAAAUUUGUUCAUCGAACUGAAGCCUAUCCAAAUGAAUCGCCCAUCUCAUCAUUGGAUAAAGUUAUUCGGUGUUCAGAAAUAACAGAGGUUAUUGGUUACGACACAUUAAACAAAAUAUACUUCUGCAAAAUGUCAAUUAUUGAUCCAACCAUUACAGUGCAAUAUCAGGAACAUGAAUUCAACGCACUUCCAGAAACAAGACGGAAACAACUUAUGGAUACAUUCCGACGCACCUGCGGAAACCCCGGGGAAGAAGGAGGGGAAGAUGUCAUGGAAUAA
This is a messenger RNA of Lachancea sp. 'fantastica', 858 nucleotides long. NCBI's taxonomy places the organism in Eukaryota, Fungi, Ascomycota, Saccharomycetes, Saccharomycetales, Saccharomycetaceae. The record is from the annotation of a GenBank genome assembly.